GCGACACCGUGUGGACGCCUCUACCCGCCACGCAGCCUCGUGUCUCCGUCGCGUGCGCCUCACGAAUCACCUUUCCCGCGUCUCCAUUAACCGCGAAAAUAACCUUUUCCGCGUCUUCAUUAACCGCGAGGCUACCGCGAAAAUAACCUUUUCCGCGACUCCAACAACCGCGAACCUCCGCGCAAGUAACCUCUCCCGCGUUUUGAAUAACCGCGAAAUCCGCGGAAAUCACCGUUCCCGCGCUUUCAAUAACCGCGAAGCUUCGGGUUCUCUGAUAACUGCGAGACUUCGAGCAAGUGACCUUUUCCCGCACUUAAAAUAACCGCGGAGCACCGUGCCCGCGACCUUUUCCGCGUUUUGAAUAACCGCGAGAUUCCGCGUAUGUAACCUUCUCCGCGUUUCCAAUAACGGAGAAGCUCUGGCAUUUUCUGGCUUUCUAUAUCCGCGAAAGUAGCCUUUUUUGCGCUUCAGCCUCGUAGAGGAAUCGUGUUCACUCGGCCCUCGGAAAGUGAUCAACGACAUAGCUACACCAUGAAGACUUGAAAUGCUGUGUGCGUUCCCUUUUGUUUUUGUGUCGAUAAGUUGUCGCGAAACUGGUUUUCGUUCGCAUCCUCGACCGAGACUUGAUACACCCGUCGAUUCGUGCGAUAAAAUGAUUCAGGAAAAUGAUGAAUGAAGGAAAGUAACCCACAACGAGAGCGGCCAGUAUCUCUCGUACGCUAUCGUAGUUUUCAUUCUUGGAUUUUAUCACCUUUUGUUAUUGAGUGAACGCUUUCCCUAACGAAGACCUAGUCUCAAAGUGAGGUUGAUUCUUGGACUUCAUUAAAGUGAUCGUCGGGACGUUUGCGAGGAACUUUUUCUUCGAAUCGCUGAAACUUGAUUCGUGCUUCCUGUGAAGUUGGCCGUUAUUUAAUUCGUUCUGUGAAGCUGUAAAGUGUCUCGUUUGCGGAGUGUCAAUCUGCCUGUUUGUCGGGCGUUUCAGCCGCGCAAAAACUUGAUAGUCGGGUAAAUUGAUUUAGAGGAAAAGAAAGCAAGUGUUGGGUGUUUUCCGUCUCCUGAGUAUCGCGUUUUUGUUGGAUAAAUUCAGCUCUCAGCAAUUGUUGGAAAGCCCAGGGAAUGAGGGAACGCAGUUUGCAGAUUUGGAUUGAAAAUUCCACGCGUCACUGGAACAUCAGUCGUAACACGGUUGACUCUUAUUCCCGACUGCUCUCCGAAAUGUUUGCCAGAGUUGAUGUGUCCGACCAACCGUGCUCCCUUUCAAUCGGAUCGCGCGAAGCAGUUUUGACGAUUCGACAAGCUCCCUCAACUUGAAAAGUAUCGAGCAGAAACUCUUGAUAUAUUUUCGAUUCGAUUAACUCGUUGCAUUUUAUGCAUUCGCACAGCAAACAGGGUUCUAUCUCAGCCUGUAGCUGAAAUGUUUCGCUAGGUCCUUAGUCUCGUCCAUUUUCCUAAAGCAACCAUUCAGUACAAAUGGCGGAAAUUUCCAAGGGCAAAUCUUAACCGAUCCAGAUUCUAAACUCGUGCGAAUAAAACAAAAUAGAUUAAGAGAUGCAAGAAUGUUUCACACCGAGGAAGGAAGUGAAGUGAUGUUAGUUAUGACAGAAAAGACGGCUUGAAUCGUGGAAAAUAAAACAAUUCACCCACGAUUCAAUUUGUUUUGCUCAAAAAUUGCAUUUAAAUAGCAGUCUUAAUAUCUAAAGUUUUCUAAAAAUUUUUCGUACCUGAAUCACCCGUAGUUUAACUUCAAUUCGCUCUGACGGUUUCCAUAAUGUCCGAAACGCAUCAGUUCUUUUUCCGAGACACCUGCACUCUUCAAGAUAUUUUAUUUGAAUUGGCUGAACGAACGCUUCUCGCGCCCAAACCACCGGAAAAUGCUGCACUCUUGGAAAGAAAAACCGAACUUUUAGUGAACGAAGAAGAAUCGAGUCUGAAAACUGACAACUGCCCUAGGUCUAAGAACUAAUGGAUUCUUAACUCUGAAACCGAGGUGAAAUUACAAUGUGUUCGACUAUUCUGUGCAGGAAAUCGUCAAAUGUUCAUAAUCGGACGUAAACCGAAGUUUGCAAGAUGAAGGCCUCUCCUUCGUGAUUAUCUUGAUUUUUUACGCCGUAAAUAUCCAAAUAAUUGAAAUCAGAACUAGUUUUGUUUCUAUUUAUUUAUUUUUCAGUUUUAAAAACGCAAAUGUACCCUAUUCCCCAGUUUACGACCUAGAAGCAUAACGCGGCUUUUGUAAAUCAACUCCAACGAUUGCAGCUUUGGAUUUGAAAAAGGAGGAGCCACCCUCUUCGAAUCGACGUCAAACCGCGUGACAGAUUACUAAGAAAUAUAAAUUUUAAAAAAGAGAUGGAGACCGAUUCUGCGCUGCAGAUUGCGCAGUGUUAAAGGCAAAAUGAGAGCGUUCCCAAAACAGGAGACGGGCGUAUCCUGAGCACACAGCUGAAUUCGCUUUCAUUUCAAUUGGUGCGGCUGGAAGAGAAGAAGCAUGACGUCAUCCACCGGCAAUUCGUAAGGCGAUGCGAGUGCCGACGGUGGCGCCCCAAGCGGAGCCCUGCGGAACAUGCCCGGACCUGAGCAACGACACCCAGCGCGCCAUGGAUAGCUUCCUCUACGCCGGCUCCGUCGAGAACCUCGUGCUGGGCACCGCGGUGAGCCUCAACAAGUACACGGACCUCGACCCGCGGAACUUCUCCAUCCUCGCCGACAACGCCCUCUCGCGGUACGUCCAGGAACGCGACGCCGAGCAAUGGCGGACGCUCCAGAAGUUCGACUCGGUCUUCGUGUCCAGCCUCUUCUGCGUCAAGAUCCUCGUCAUGUCGUUCAUCAUCCUGGCGGCCAUCUGCGGGAACCUCCUCGUCAUCGUGAGCGUGAUGCGGCAUCGGAAGCUCCGCGUCAUCACCAACUACUUCGUGGUGAGCCUCGCCUUGGCCGACAUGCUGGUCGCCAUCUGGGCGAUGUGCUUCAACAUCUCCGUGGAGAUCACCGGGCGCUGGUUGUUCGGCUACAUCAUGUGCGACGUGUGGAACUCCCUGGACGUCUACUUCUCCACGGUCUCGAUCCUCCACCUGAGCUGCAUCAGCGUGGACCGCUACUACGCCAUCGUCCAGCCGCUGGACUACCCGCUGAUCAUGACCAAGAGGCGGCUCAUAGUGAUGUUGUUGUUGGUGUGGUGCUCGCCGGCCCUGCUCAGCUUCCUGCCGAUCUUCAUGGGCUGGUACACGACGCCAGAGAACAACAGCUACCGGCAGGCGCACCCGGAUCAGUGCUCCUUCCGCGUCAACAAGCCCUACGCUGUCAUCUCUAGUUCCGUCUCCUUCUGGGUGCCCGGAAUCAUCAUGAUCUACACCUAUUGGCGGAUCUACCGGGAAGCAGAUCGGCAAGAAAGAAUGCUUUACAGGUCGAAGGUGGCGGCGGCGCUGCUGAACAAGCACCUGCAGAUCAACGGGAUCUCGGCGGCGGGGCUGGGGGCGCUGCCGCAGGAGCCCGGGAGCGGGGGCGGCGUGGGCGUCGGAGUAGGCGUCGAGCAGGAGCAGCACAUCAUCGAGCCGGACCCCAACUCGGGGCAGAUGCGCCCGACGCCGAUCGCCUCCUCGAGCAAGAUGAAGCGCGAGCGCAAGGCCGCCCGCACCCUCGGCAUCAUCAUGAGCGCCUUCCUCACCUGCUGGCUCCCUUUCUUCCUAUGGUAUCUGAUCUCAUCCCUAUGCGGGGACGCGUGCGACUUCUCACCCUCCGUGGUGGUGGUGGUGUUCUGGGUGGGCUACUUCAACUCGGCGCUCAACCCCAUCAUCUACGCCUACUUCAACCGGGAGUUCCGGGUGGCGUUCAAGAAGACGCUCCAGUCGCUCUGUCAGACGCUGCUGCUCCUCCUGCCCGGGCGCAAGGGCUGCUGGGGGCGACGGGGCGACGCCAACGCCCUCUCGACGCCGGCCAACCGAAACUGCAUCAGCAACAGCAACGUCUCCUCCACGGCCGAAAUGAACUACAUCAACCACUCCACCAUCGUCCGACUCACCACCGACGACGACCUCAAGAUGACCACCUCCACCUCCGUCGCAGCCGAGCUCCGACCCCCUUCCUCUGUCGACAGGGUAUUCUAAGCUACUUUCCAGUGGCGGGGCGAGCUUUGCGAUAUAUCGAUUGUUAUGCCAUUUAAACCUAUGGAAAAGGAUCGAUAGACUGGGUGUUC
This is a messenger RNA of Bemisia tabaci, 4183 nucleotides long. RefSeq names its product octopamine receptor beta-1R. NCBI's taxonomy places the organism in Eukaryota, Metazoa, Arthropoda, Insecta, Hemiptera, Aleyrodidae. Gene Ontology annotation, biological process: positive regulation of MAPK cascade; adenylate cyclase-activating adrenergic receptor signaling pathway. The record is from RefSeq and is a predicted model, not a curated record. Gene Ontology annotation, cellular component: plasma membrane. Gene Ontology annotation, molecular function: octopamine receptor activity; adrenergic receptor activity.